Dracunculus medinensis (Guinea worm) is the source of this 729-nucleotide messenger RNA. The record is from the annotation of a GenBank genome assembly. Lineage: Eukaryota; Metazoa; Nematoda; Chromadorea; Rhabditida; Dracunculidae.
AUGGAUGAUCGUUUUAUUUCAGAGAAAAACGCAGAAGAAGUUCGAAAAAAACGCCAGGAAGAAUGGGAAAAGGUUCGGAAAGCAAAUGAUCCAGUUGUUAAAUCUUUUCUUCUUUCAGAAGUUCCAGAAGAAGAUCAUCGUUCAUUAUAUGAGCGUUUAAAGGAAGUGCGUGAUAAGAAACAAGCCGAAUAUGAUGAAGAACAUAAAUUCAAGAACAUGAUUCGAGGUUUGGAUUCUGAAGAAUGUGAAUUUCUUUCAAGUUUUGAAAAUAUGAAAGAGAAGGAGGACAAAAAGAAAAAACAAGAAGAAGCAGCAGUUUUAAGCGAGUUUGAACGAGCGCGUUGUCGAACAAUCCCUGAUGAUAAAGUACCUUCAGUAUCACGAUUACGUUUUAAGGCAGUUCGUGAUGGACCUCCUCGCCCGAAUAGGCAAGCCGAAUUGUUAAAAGGGGCCAUCAAACGAAAAAGUAUCACUGAAGAUUACGAAAAUGGAAGCAAAAAAACAUUAAUGAGUAUUAGAUCACAAAUUAUUGCAACGAGGCCGACUGCUAUGAAAGUUGUCGGCAUGUUACCUGGUAUUGCAAAUUAUGCAUCUUCAAGUUCAAAUUCUGAUUCGGAUAAUGAUUCUGAUUAUUCGGGUGAUUUACCUGUGCUCCCUGCUUUAAUACCAACCACUCCAGAUAAAAAUGAGAAGCAAAAAUCUGCUACAGUUGAAGUGGAAACAGAUUAG